Knipowitschia caucasica is the source of this 510-nucleotide messenger RNA. The record is from the annotation of a GenBank genome assembly. Lineage: Eukaryota; Metazoa; Chordata; Actinopteri; Gobiiformes; Gobiidae.
AUGAGUUUGAAACAGCCUUGUAUUUUUCUCAGAGGUGCGACAAAGAGACAUAGAAGUCUUACAAAUGAUGAAAUCGAUGAGUUGCGCGAGGCCUUUGUGGAGUUUGACAAGGACAAAGACGGCUACAUCAGCUGCAAAGACCUGGGGAACCUGAUGAGGACCAUGGGCUACAUGCCCACAGAGAUGGAACUCAUCGAACUCAGCCAGAACAUCAACAUGAACCUGGGAGGCCGGGUGGAUUUUGAGGAUUUCGUGGAGUUAAUGACGCCCAAGCUGCUGGCUGAGACGGCAGGGAUGAUUGGUUUAAAGGAGCUCAAGGAUGCCUUUAAAGAGUUUGACAUCGACGGAGAUGGCUCGAUCACUAUAGAUGAGUUGAGGCACGCCAUGACGAAGUUGCUGGGUGAGCACACUAGUCGCAGAGAGAUCGAGGCCGUGGUGCGAGAGGCCGACAACAAUGGGGAUGGGACCGUGGACUUUGAAGAGUUUGUAAGAAUGAUGUCACAAAAGUGA